Rhododendron vialii is the source of this 1027-nucleotide messenger RNA. RefSeq names its product cysteine-rich repeat secretory protein 38-like. The record is from RefSeq and is a predicted model, not a curated record. The transcript has a single exon. Bases 33 to 761 code for a protein of 242 amino acids. Lineage: Eukaryota; Viridiplantae; Streptophyta; Magnoliopsida; Ericales; Ericaceae.
CCAUCUCCCUCAUCGUCAAACUCUUCCACACCAUGUCUUCCUCAAGGCUUCUCUCUCCUCUCUACCUGCUCUCCUUUUCUCUCCUCCUCCAACUCGCCCUCGCAACCAACCCCCUCUAUCAUUUCUGCUCAAGCUCCGAAAAUUUCACUCCCAACAGCCCUUAUGAAACGAACUUGAACAAGCUCAUGACUUACCUCUAUUCCAAAACCCCGAUAACCGGGUUCGGUUCUGGCUCGCUGGGCCUGAGCCAAAACCAGGCCUACGGCCUCGCUCUCUGUCGAGGUGACGUCAAAACGACUGACUGUCUAGCCUGUGUUGCCGAGGCAGGUACGGAGAUACGAAAACGUUGCCAGUUAAAUAAAGGAGCAGUCAUUUGGUAUGAUUACUGUAUGUUGAAAUACUCUAACCUUGACUUUAUCGGGAAAAUCGAUAACCAAAACAAAUUUUCCUUGUUGAAUGUGCGAAAUGUGAGUGAUCCUUUAUAUUUCAAUGAAAAGGUCAAAGAGUUAUUGGGUAAGCUGGCGGAAGAAGCUUAUGGUAGCUCAAAAAUGUUUGCUACCGGAGAGAUGGAGAUAAAGGAAUCAAGGAAGCUUUAUGGGUUAGUUCAAUGUACCAGAGAUCUUUCUAGUGCUGAUUGUAAGAAGUGUAUCGAUGGGGCUAUUGGUAAGCUUCCGAGGUGUUGUGAUGGGAAAGAAGGAGGGAGAGUUGUGGGUGGAAGUUGUAACGUGCGUUAUGAGAUUUACCCUUUCGUCAACGCCUAGAGAAAAUGUAUCAAUAUUGUUCUUAGCUAUAUAGUAUGUAUGAAUAAGUGUGUUAUCGAUCGAACACCGAAAACUUGAGGUUGGGUAUUUCCCAUCCUAUUUGUAUGUUGGAAUAAUGCAUUUUUUUUGUUUACAUUUUUUUUUUAUGUACUAGCAAAAGAGCACGUGCGAUGCGCAUGGAAUAUACGUGUUGUAGACAGGAAAUGACCGUUUGCCUAUUCUACGGGAAGAUAAUAUAAUAGCGUGCUACAAUACUAAUUAAAUCA